Molecule: messenger RNA, 4473 nt
Organism: Monopterus albus (swamp eel)
Lineage: Eukaryota; Metazoa; Chordata; Actinopteri; Synbranchiformes; Synbranchidae
Gene: ppfia2
Product: PTPRF interacting protein alpha 2
Exons: 32
Coding region: 610-4209 (1199 amino acids)
Biological process (GO): synapse organization
Cellular component (GO): presynaptic active zone
Molecular function (GO): protein binding
Source: RefSeq, a predicted model, not a curated record
UUUAGUUUGGUUUAAUUUUUUAUCACACUGACUCUUUGAACACAAAGAAAAUAUGACAAUAAUUACUGUCCACUGACAAAACAGGCUAUUUAGUUUUCACCUCUUUUGAUAAAGAACUUGCAACAAAGGGACAUUUUACAGUGUAAAAACAAAGCGAACUUGUGUCUGUGUCUGUGAGCCCGGCUGUGAUGCUCUCACUGAUUAUUGGUGAAGCCAGAGGAGGAGGGAGGCGAUAAUCCGCGCACAGACGGAGCCGACGCGCUGGAGGUGCCGCUCGCAGCGGGCGUAGGGAGACCAUGGAGCCGGCGUCUCUGCGCGGGGUUUAAUCCCCAGGUGAAUCGCUCGUAGGACACUCAGAGUAGUCAUCUGCAUGCAGGUGGGGGCGUGCAAACACAAACCAGAGUUACCUUGCUUUCACCUUUGUCAGCGUGGUUUGUUUUUCUCGGAGACUGCGCACCUCACGGAGUGCUCCGCCUUGUGAUGCCGAGAGAGCAGCGUCGGGUCAUGGCCUGAUCCGAAUCCUCGUUUCGGAGAGUUUUCGUCAAGCACACUGCGUCUGGCAGAUUAAACAGCGGAGCAGUUCUGGAUUGCUUGCCCAUCAAAAGGAUUAUGAUUUUCUCAGACAUGAGUACGGGGACCAACUCCCCGAAGGUGCAUCCACCGAACGGGACGAGGUUUUACACAUUCCAGGAGUUUGCCGCGUUGACCAAGGAGCUGAAUGCCUGCAGGGAGCAGCUGCUGGAGAAGGAGGAGGAGAUCUCUGAGCUCAAAGCUGAGAGAAACAACACCAGGCUACUGCUGGAACAUCUGGAGUGCCUGGUGUCCAGACACGAGCGGUCACUUCGUAUGACAGUGGUCAAGCGGCAGGCUCAGUCUCCCUCAGGAGUCUCUAGUGAAGUUGAGGUCCUCAAAGCACUCAAAUCCUUGUUUGAACACCAUAAAGCCCUCGAUGAGAAGGUACGAGAAAGGCUCCGGGUGUCACUGGAGAGGGUGUCUGCCUUGGAGGAGGAGCUCACGGCAGCCAAUCAGGAGAUUGUGGCCUUACGGGAGCAGAAUGCUCACAUCCAUAGGAAAGUGGCAUCAGGAGAGGGAGGAGAGGACAUACUGGAGGGCAGUGAGGCUCAACAGAAGGUCCAUGGCAAGCGUCUGUCCAACGGGUCUCUGGAGUCGGCCCACGAAGCGAGCCAGGUGGUGGAGCUGCAGGACCUGCUGGAGAAGCAAAACUACGAACUGGCCCAGAUGAAGGAGCGCAUGUCCUCCCUCUCCUCCCGGGUGUCUGAGGUUGAGCAGGAGCUGGAGACUGCCCGCAAAGAUCUCAUCAAGUCCGAAGAGAUGAACAACAAGUACCAGAGAGACAUCAAAGAGGCCAUGUGUCAGAAGGAGGACAUGGAGGAACGGAUCGUCACGCUGGAGAAGCGCUAUCUGAGCGCCCAGCGAGAGUCCACCUCGGUGCACGACAUCAACGACAAGCUGGAGAACGAGCUGGCUAAUAAGGAGGCGUUCCUCAGACAGAUGGAGGAGAAGAACCGGCAGCUACAGGAGAGAUUGGAGCUCGCAGAGCAGAAGCUCCAGCAGACCAUGAGGAAGGCUGAGACGCUGCCGGAGGUAGAGGCCGAACUGGCUCAGAGGAUAGCAGCUCUCACCAAGGCGGAAGAACGUCAUGGGAGCAUUGAGGAGCGAAUGAGGCACUUGGAAUGCCAGCUGGAGGAGAAGAACCAGGAGCUGCUACGGGCUCGACAGAGAGAAAAGAUGAACGAAGAGCACAACAAGCGCCUUUCGGACACCGUGGACCGACUCCUCACAGAGUCCAACGAGCGUCUCCAGCUUCACCUGAAGGAGAGAAUGGCAGCUCUAGAAGAGAAGAAUCUGUUAAUCCAGGACUCGGAAGGUUACAGAAAACAAUACGAGGAGUCGCUCCAAGAAAAAUCGCAGUUGGCAGAGGAGAUUGAGAAACUGAGAUCGGAGCUCGAUCAGUUCAGACUGAGGGCAGGCUCCCUCACAGAACCCACGCUGUCGAGGUCUCAUCUGGACACAUCUGCUGAGCUUCGAUUCUCGCUGGGGUCUUUGGCUGAAACCCAGUCGGACCACUACCGCUCAGCCAAGGUCAUCCGCCGGCCGAGGAGAGGUCGAAUGGGUCUGCGUGAAACCAAGGCUAAGUCACUGGGGGAGCAUGAAUGGCGUGCACAGCAGCUGGGGGUUCUGGGAGGCCACCACUUCGAGAGCGACACAGAGAUGUCAGACAUCGAUGACGACGACAGGGAAACGUUGUUUAGCUCCAUGGACCUGCUCUCACCCAGCGGUCACUCCGAUGCACAGACUCUGGCCAUGAUGCUGCAGGAGCAACUGGACGCAAUCAACAAGGAGAUUCGGCUGAUACAGGAGGAGAAGGAGUCGACGGAGCUUCGGGCGGAGGAGAUUGAGAAUCGUGUGGCCAGUGUCAGCCUUGAGGGGCUCAACCUGGCCCGAAUGCACCACCAUGGAGCCUCCAUCACCGCCUCAGCCACCGCCUCAUCCCUGGCCUCCUCCUCGCCACCCAGUGGACACUCCACUCCCAAACUGGAUCCUCGAAGCCCCGCCCGUGACAUGGAGCGCAUGGGGGUCAUGACACUGCCCAGUGAUCUGAGGAAACACAGGAGGAAGAUAGCAGCGGUGGAAGAGGAUGGCCGCGAGGACAAGGCCACCAUCAAGUGUGAGACGUCCCCCCCUCCAACACCACGCACCGUCCGAAUGACACACACACUGCCAGCCUCCUCGCACAAUGACGCACGAGGGAUUGUGGCCUCUCUGGAGGCUGAGGCCAGCGCCCUGAGUAGUGUUGCCAGCAGCCAGGACUCCCUCCACAAGCAGCCAAAGAAGAAGGGCAUCAAAUCCUCCAUUGGACGGUUGUUUGGCAAGAAGGAGAAAGGCCGGCUAGCACACCUGGCACACAGACAGGUCAUGGUGGAUCCACAGGCAACCAUGAUGGACCCAGACAUGGCAGGGCAGGACAUGGGAGUGGGCAAACUGGGAACUCAGGCUGAGAAGGACCGCAGGUUGAAAAAGAACGGACAUGAGCUAUUGGAGGAGGCCAGGAGAAAGGGUUUACCUUUCGCCCAGUGGGAUGGCCCAACAGUUGUAGCCUGGCUUGAGCUGUGGCUGGGAAUGCCGGCCUGGUACGUGGCGGCGUGCCGUGCCAACGUGAAGAGUGGAGCCAUCAUGUCGGCCCUGUCUGACACUGAGAUCCAAAGGGAGAUUGGUAUCAGUAACCCUCUGCACCGGCUCAAACUUCGCCUGGCCAUCCAGGAAAUGGUCUCCCUCACCAGCCCUUCUGCCCCGCCCACCUCCAGAACCCCAUCAGGCAAUGUAUGGGUGACCCAUGAGGAGAUGGAGACCCUGGCAGCCCCCUCCAAAACGAAGUCAGAGUCUGAAGAGGGGAGCUGGGCACAGACUCUAGCUUAUGGCGACAUGAACCAUGAGUGGAUAGGGAACGAGUGGCUGCCCAGUCUAGGACUACCUCAGUACCGCAGCUACUUCAUGGAGUGCCUGGUGGAUGCCCGCAUGCUGGACCACCUCACCAAGAAGGAUCUGAGGGUGCACCUCAAAAUGGUGGACAGCUUCCACAGAACAAGUUUACAAUAUGGAAUCAUGGGUCUGAAGAAGCUCAACUACGACAGGAAGGAACUGGAGAGACGCAGGGAGCAAAGCCAGCAUGAAAUGAGAGAUGUUUUGGUGUGGAGCAAUGAGCGGGUCAUCCGCUGGGUGCAGAGCAUAGGCCUGAGGGACUACGCCAACAUCUUGCUGGAGAGUGGCGUGCACGGAGCUCUGGUCGCUCUGGAUGACAACUUUGAUUACAGCAGCUUGGCGCUGCUCCUCCAGAUCCCCACCCAAAACACUCAGGCACGUCAGAUUUUGGAACGAGAGUACAAUAACCUGCUGGCACUGGGCACCGACAGGAGACUGGAUGAGUGUGAUGACAAAGAUUUCCGAGGUCCAUCGUGGAGGAGGCAGUUCCCGCCCCGAGAUGUUCAUGGGAUCAGUAUGAUGCCUGGCUCUGCAGAGACGCUCCCUGCUGGUUUCCGUCUCACCACGUCGGGUCACUCCCGGAGGCUGCCUCCUGAGGUCCUCUAUGAGGCCCUGGAUGACACUCCUGACGACAUGUAUUUGGAUUGGUUUCAAGUCGGAGCGGUGCAGCGGCUGGACAGCUCCACGGUGAGAACCUACUCCUGCUGAGAGGAGGAAGAGAGGGACCUUAAACUGUACGCUGUUCUUUUCUGACAGGAGAUGAACUAGUUGAGCUGCUGGACGAGUAAACCUGCCGAAGAACAAACCAUUCUGACGACAUGCACUGCCAAGAAGCCCUGCUCUCCUCUUUGACCCCCCCCCUAAUGUAGGCACCACAUGCCAGUGUCACCAUUUCUACCUUUUACAUGUACAGUAACUUAAAGUAUAACAUACUGUGUAUUUCUUCUACAGGAGAUAUGUAGGUUACCUGUA